UCGUCUUCUCGUGCUCCCCGUCAGGCGGUGUGUGAGGACGGUGCCGCUUCCUGCCAUGGCCCUCCGUUGGGAAUAUGUCACCGCCGAGCAGCUCAGCGGCUUCGAUCGCUAUAAGUACAGCGCGGUGGACACCAAUCCCCUCUCCCUCUAUGUUAUGCACCCGUUCUGGAACUUCAUAGUAAAAUUUUUACCCACAUGGCUGGCUCCCAAUCUCAUCACUUUCAGCGGUUUCUUGCUGUUAGUCUUCAAUUUCCUGAUGAUGGCGUUCUUUGAUUCCGACUUCUACGCGUCUGCACCAGGUCAUGAACACGUUCCCAGCUGGGUGUGGAUAGUAGCCGGACUGAUCAACUUCACAGCCUACACACUAGACGGAGUGGACGGCAAGCAGGCCCGCAGAACCAACUCCAGCACUCCCCUGGGAGAACUGUUUGACCACGGGCUGGACAGCUGGGCCUGCAUCUACUUUGUGGUGACGGUGUACUCCAUCUUCGGGCGCGGGGUGACUGGGGUCAGCGUCCUGGUCCUUUACCUCCUCCUGUGGGUCGUGCUCUUCUCCUUCAUCCUGUCACAUUGGGAGAAAUACAACACCGGGAUCCUCUUCCUGCCCUGGGGAUAUGACCUCAGCCAAGUGACGAUUUCCAUGGUGUACCUGGUGACUGCAGUGGUGGGAGUGGAAGCCUGGUAUAAACCCGUCUUCUUCAGCAUCUUGUACCGUGAUCUCUUCACCACCAUGAUCGUCGGUUGUGCUGUUACCAUCACUCUGCCGAUGAGCCUCUACAACGUGUUUAGAGGUUAUCGCAACAGCACAUUGAAACACACAACUUUAUACGAGUCGAUGCUGCCGAUCAUCUCUCCCGUGCUGCUCUUCAUACUGUCCACCUUCUGGAUCUUCGCUUCUCCUGCCAAGAUCCUGGAUGCCCACCCUCGUCUAUUCUACUACAUGGUCGGGACCACCUUCGCCAAUAUCACGUGUAAGCUGAUUGUGUGUCAGAUGAGUAAUACCAGAUGCCAACCUCUGAGCUGGCUGCUCAUCCCCUUGACGUUGGUGGUCCUUGCCGUGGUCUCGGGGUUCGCCAAUGAAAAUGAAGCUCUCCUGCUGGUUCUGCUGACAGUGCUAGUAACUAUCGCACACAUACACUACGGAGUGUCAGUGGUCAAUCAGCUCAGUAAACACUUCAACAUCUUACCGUUUUCACUCAAAAAGCCCAACACGGAAUGACUAGAGGAGGAAGAGAAGAUCGGCUUGCAGUCUGCAGAAGUUGUGUAAAGAAA
Nanorana parkeri is the source of this 1272-nucleotide messenger RNA. It is a transcript of the gene SELENOI, whose product is annotated as selenoprotein I. Gene Ontology annotation, cellular component: Golgi apparatus; endoplasmic reticulum membrane. The transcript has 10 exons. The coding region runs from base 56 to 1219 and encodes 387 amino acids. Gene Ontology annotation, biological process: phosphatidylethanolamine biosynthetic process. Gene Ontology annotation, molecular function: ethanolaminephosphotransferase activity. Lineage: Eukaryota; Metazoa; Chordata; Amphibia; Anura; Dicroglossidae. The record is from RefSeq and is a predicted model, not a curated record.